AGCCGACAACAUCCGGAAGUGUAUUGUGCAGCAGUGUAAAGGCAGCCGCAGCGGCACUGUAUCUCUCACACUAGCGUUUCAGUGGUUAAUUAAAAGUCUGGCCACCACUUAAACUUUUUUCACCCGCCACCAUGUCCGUUUUGUGUUAUAAUAAGGGAUGUGGACAGCGAUUUGAUCCAGAAAAUAACCCAGACGAUGGCUGCACCUACCAUCCAGGAGUCCCAGUUUUCCAUGAUGCAUUGAAGGGAUGGUCCUGCUGCAAGAGAAGGACCACUGACUUCUCAGACUUCCUCAGCAUUGUUGGCUGUACAAAAGGUCCCCACAACAAAGAGAAGCCCCCUGAGCCAGUGAAACCAGAUGUGACGUCAUCAGGAGAAAAGAAAGACACAGAUGACCAAAAACCAAAGUUUGACGAGUACAUCAUCUCCGCACCAAAGCCUCAGGAGGCAAUACACAGACCAAGUGCUGAUGAGCCAAUGGUGAGAUUGCAGCAAAAAGUCUCCGCUUCCCUGAAGCAGGCCCUUGAGAGACUGAAGCUUUCCGAAAAUACAGCAGAGAAGAAAGAGGAAGAUACUGAUGAGAUCAAGAUUGGAACAGCCUGUAAAAACGGUGGAUGUAGUAAAAGUUUUGAUGGACCUGCAAGCGAUUUGGAUGUAUGCUUAUACCAUGCUGGAUUUCCUAUCUUCCAUGAAGGGAUGAAAUACUGGAGCUGCUGUAAGAGGAAAACCUCCGAUUUUAACACCUUCCUCUCUCAAGAGGGCUGUACCAGGGGAACACAUCUAUGGAGGAAAAAAGAUGCGGGUAAGAAAGUGGUCCCGUGUCGGUUUGACUGGCACCAAACAGGGAUGCAAGUCAUCAUCUCUAUCUACGCCAAGAAUUCCAUCCCAGAGCUAUGCUACGUGGAAGCAAACAGCACCACGCUCGACAUCCAUGUUAUAUUUGAGGGGGAGAAGGAGUUUGUGCAGAAAAUCAGUUUGUGGGGAGUGAUAGACGUGAGUAAAAGCGUAAUGAACAUGAUGGCCACUAAGAUCGAGAUCGCCAUGAAGAAGUUCGAGCCUAUGUCCUGGGCUCGUCUGGACCUUCCCCCACCGCCUCCACCCAAAGAGAAGGAGCAGGAAAAGGAGGAGGCUGACAGCGAGGAUGAAGAUGAAUGAUAAGGAAUUAAAACUACAAACAUAGUGUGUAUUUUUACCGAAUCCAAGGCCACACAGUCCGUUCCUUACCUCUUGAAAGAGUCACCUCUUUUGCUGUCAUGGAACUUUGGCCUCUUCUCUUCAACAUUACAAUGUUUCUCAUUUCAUUUUCAGUUGUUAACAUACUUGAUUUUGCACGUUUUUUUUUUAUUUUCUUUUGUUCUGUUCAUGUUUGUUUGUUUUUAGUUUGGGUCCUUUUUAUAGGUCGUUGUUGGAAUGCUAAAGAGUCAAGUAUUAUUAUUAUUUUUUUUUUUUACAACGGUCUUUCACUAAAGUAGUAAAUAAUAAUAUGGGCACUGACUUUCAGCAGCCCUCCAAUCAGGUCAGAUGAUGACACAAUUGUUAAUUGCACUGAAAUUCCCGGGGAAAUAACACUAUAGAUUACAAUAGGGAGCCAGAUGUGACCAAGCUUACUCUCAGACCUAUAAAGCCUUUCAUGUUGACUGCUCACAUCAAGUCAUCAUAACGGACCACACUUUGGACCAUCCUCUUUUUCAGCAAUGUUUGGUAAAAGAUUCAUUCCAUCCGUUCCUAAAUUGUUUAAAUUAUUUGUUUUGUCCACCAUUACCACAUCAGACUGAAUGCUGUCAUCCUAAAUGUAUCCCCAUAUAUGUGUAACAAAGACGCUGUUCUACGUAGUUCGAGUAGAAAAUUUGGAUCUCUAAAAUGUCCACACUUGUAUAAUACGGCAUUUAUUGUGAAUAAAUUGUGUUGUAAGAAAUACAAUGGUUCCUUGGGACUCUUAAGCUUAGGAAUUAAAAGUUAAAUCCCACCUUUUCACAGUUAAAAUAGUGGAUUUGCUCCAAAUUUGUUUGUUUUUUUACAUGAUUAUAACUAAUGUAUAUUUUGUACAAGUAUUGCUUCUAAAUGAUCACUGCUGUAUUUAUCUCCUGAUUUCUUGUCAAAGCAACAUAAUGCAUUUUUAGUAGUGAGAAUGUACUGUAAUAUCUGAGAAUGGCAAUUGAAUACCAAGUAUUUUAAACAAAGUACUGUAUCAUAAAAACGCUAUGCUAGACAGCAUGUCUCACGGCUUGGAAUGUAUGCGUUCAGUUUGGCUGAAUGAGACCAUGACACAAGAGUUAAGUCAUUAGGGAACCAAUUUCUCUUACCAAAAAUAAACUUUUGUGUUGAAACUUUUGAAA
Epinephelus fuscoguttatus (brown-marbled grouper) is the source of this 2335-nucleotide messenger RNA. It is a transcript of the gene chordc1b, whose product is annotated as cysteine and histidine-rich domain (CHORD) containing 1b. The transcript has 11 exons. The coding region runs from base 132 to 1154 and encodes 340 amino acids. Lineage: Eukaryota; Metazoa; Chordata; Actinopteri; Perciformes; Serranidae. The record is from RefSeq and is a predicted model, not a curated record.